GACAUGCUCAACCAUUAAGGAUCGUUCUGGUUUGCCACUCGUUUAUUCUUGGUUCUCACGUACAGUAAUUACAAAUAUGGUUAUUAAUGUGUUCGGCGCAAGAUGAGGCUGAAGAAGGUCGUCCAGAAAGACUUUCCGCUGUCGGAGUACUUGUAUAGUAGGGCUUCCAAACUCAAGCACUUUCCAUACUUUGGUCUGUACUUUCCAAUACGAUCUAGACUACAACCUCAGUCUUGGCCCGUAAUAGGUGAAGGUGGCUGUAGAGAUCUCAAGUUUCUCAAAUGCAUCGAGAACAAAACCUUGACUGGUCACGUGAUCAAUACGAUCAAGAUGAUGACACCUGCUCUUCAACUGUGUCAGAGUCAAUGUUUUCGUGAACACAAAUGUGUGUCRUACAACUUGGGCCCAGUACAUGGACAGACCAGGUGGUGUGAAUUGAAUGCCGUCGACCACUCGACUCGACCGAAUUUCUUGGUGGAUAAAACAGGCCAUGCAUAUUGUCCAAUCAAGAACCCCUGUUUGUCCAGGCCUUGUCCAGCAGGAAGACUUUGCACUCCUGAUUUUGCCUGGAAUACGUACAGCUGUGAUGAUGGAGGCUGGACCCAGUGGAGUCCAUGGAAGUACCUGCUAUGUUCUCUACCAUCGAUAUGUACUCCAAUUAGAACACGAACCUGCACGAGUCCAGCUCCACGAAAUAAAGGAGCAMACUGUUCUGGGUCAGCGAAAGAACACAAGACUUGCAGACCACUWCCAGUUAUUGACAUUUCUGAAUGCAAAGAACCAUUGGGAAUGGAAGAUGGACGGAUCAAAGAUGAACAGAUUAAUGCUUCAUCAUAUGCAGGUUCUAUUUCUGUACACAAGCCAAGAAAUGGACGACUUCGAAAGAUAAGGACCAAAACUGGUAUAGCAGGCUGGGCUGCUGGUGGCAAAAAAAUUGAUGAAUACAUACAAAUUGACCUUGGCAUGGUCAAGGUCAUCACCAUGGUGGCAACACAAGGAAGAGAUGACUGUUGUCCACAGUGGGUUACUAAGUACUCGUUGUCGUACAGCGCUGAUGGCACUGAAUGGAAAGAUUACCAAGGAGACUGUACGAAGGUUUUCCCUGCUAACAACGAUACAACUACUGUUGAAACUCGGGUGCUUGAAGUGCCUAUUAAAACCAGGCACAUCCGACUGAUUGUGAAAGGAUUCAGUGGUCAUCCUACGAUAAGAAUGGAGUUUUAUGGCUGUAAUAAACUAUCCGYGUGAUUAUUCAAAGGCAGUAGUCUGUACUCGACGUUUGGAUAUGUCAUUUAUUUGUAUUCUUUGUGGCUGUUUUGCAAUACUCCAGUUUCGAGAUCCUAUUUGUGGAGCCUUGACCUCGA
This is a messenger RNA of Exaiptasia diaphana, 1364 nucleotides long. RefSeq lists its product as uncharacterized. The transcript is spliced from 7 exons. Lineage: Eukaryota; Metazoa; Cnidaria; Anthozoa; Actiniaria; Aiptasiidae. Bases 103 to 1248 code for a protein of 381 amino acids. The record is from RefSeq and is a predicted model, not a curated record.